This is a messenger RNA of Zingiber officinale, 1204 nucleotides long. RefSeq lists its product as uncharacterized. The coding region runs from base 169 to 1032 and encodes 287 amino acids. Gene Ontology annotation, biological process: negative regulation of DNA-templated transcription. Gene Ontology annotation, molecular function: ATP binding; transcription corepressor activity; transcription factor binding. The transcript is spliced from 7 exons. NCBI's taxonomy places the organism in Eukaryota, Viridiplantae, Streptophyta, Magnoliopsida, Zingiberales, Zingiberaceae. The record is from RefSeq and is a predicted model, not a curated record. Gene Ontology annotation, cellular component: nucleus.
ACGGAAGCAAACAACCUGGCCCAAAGUCUUCGAGAAUGUCUUUUGCGUGUGUACUUGGGCCGAUCAAGUCGUUCAAAGAGUCUUCAUCUCCUCGGUGGAAACUUCCCCCCUCCUCUGCCCUUCCUUUCCUUCCUUUCUCCGCUCCUUUCCUUCGAAUUCUCAAUUCCGAUGGCUUGCUUUGGGAUCUUUAAGAGUAUCAGGUUCAGUGCCACCGGCGAUUCGCCGGAGGAGCGCUGCGCCGCCGUCGCAAGCAGCUGCGACAAACACUUGAUUAGCUCCUCCAUCGCCGCCUCGGCCUUCGCCCGCACCACCUCCACGACCGACGCAAUCAGCAGCGGGAAGCACUCGACGGCGUCGGAGACGUCGUCGUCGCAGAGGAGCGUCCCGGACUUGUUCGAGGAGCGGGCGAACAGGCUCCGGGCUUUCGAGCUCGACGAGCUGAGGGAGGCCAUCGGCAACUUCGCUCAGCAGAACAAGAUCGGAAAGGGAGGGUUCGGCAGCGUCUACAAGGGGUUCCUCCCGCCACCCAACGGCGGAGGCGGCAGUAAUAUUCCGGUCGCCGUCAAGAAGCUCAACCAGAAGGGACUUGCAGGCCAGACUCGGCAAGGCAGACCUGCACUUCCUUUACAACCCAGAGGUCCUCCUUCAAUUGCUCGCCUGCGAGAUCCUGUGGACCGUGAGAAGACAUGCCCUCUUUUACUUCGAGUUUUCACGAAGAGUGGUGGCCACCAUCCGGCGGAAGAUUUUGCUGUGCGAGGAAAGGAGCCAAAAGAUGAGGUCCAGAUUUAUACAUGGAAGGAUGCGAAUCUCCGAGAACUUACCGACCUCGUCAAGGAGGUUUCUCAAGAAGCAAGGAAAAGAGAUGCCAAGCUCUCAUUUGCGUUCGUGUACCCAGAUAAAAAUGGUCGUUUCGUGGUGCGACCGGUGGGCAUGACCUAUUCCCACGGGAAUGGCAGGCGACUUGACGAUGCAAAGACUCUCGCAGAACUUGGCUUUCAGAUUGGAGACUACUUGAGUGUUGCAAUCCUUUAGAAGAGAUUUGUGCUAAUCUGUCUUAGCAGAUGAAUCUCUUCUCAUGGUCUCGUAGAUUGUUUACUUGAAUUGCUCUUGUCGGUGAUGUUUCGUCGUAAACUUUCAAAUUCUAAGGCUUGUUCUUCGGCUUUUAUUAACAAUCUAUGACGACGAAAAACUUCUAAGAUUGCAA